ACUAGUCUUCAAGAUGACAAAUCUGCAUUCUUUCUGCUGCUUUGUUGUUUACAUAGUUUUAAUACAUUUCAUUGCUUCAUUGAGUUUGAUCACAUCCCAAAUUCACAUAAAUGAAAUUGCCAAUGGUAUUACCAAUAAUGCUCUUUUCAUUUUUGGUGACUCUACUGUUGAUUCUGGCAACAACAACUAUAUAGAUACUAUUCCUGAGAACAAAGCAGAUUGUAAACCAUAUGGACAAAAUGGGGUUUUCGAUAAACCCACCGGACGAUUCUCAGAUGGCCGCGUUAUUACCGAUUUUAUAGCUGAAUAUGCAAAGUUGCCCCUGAUUCCUCCAUAUUUAAAACCAUCUAUUGAUUAUAGUAAUGGUGUCAACUUUGCUUCUGGUGGAGCUGGUGUUCUUCCGGAAACCAAUCAGGGACUGGUGAUAGAUCUUCCAACACAAUUAAGUAACUUUGAAGAAGUGAGGAAAUCACUAGCAGAAAAGCUUGGAGAAGAGAAGGCAAAGGAGUUGAUAUCAGAAGCAGUUUAUUUCAUUAGCAUUGGAAGCAAUGAUUACAUGGGUGGUUAUUUGGGUAACCCAAAAAUGCAAGAAAGCUACAAUCCUCAACAAUAUAUUGGGAUGGUGAUUGGAAACCUCACACAAUCAAUUGUAAGACUAUAUGAGAAAGGAGCAAGAAAAUUUGGAUUUUUAAGUUUGUCUCCUUUAGGUUGCUUACCAGCCCUUAGAGCUGCAAAUCCUGAAGCAAACAAAGGUGGUUGUUUUGGAGCAGCUUCUUCUCUUGCUCUAGCACAUAACAAUGCUUUGAGUAAUAUUCUCACAAGCCUCAACCAAGUCCUUAAAGGAUUCAUGUACACAAAUUCUAAUUUCUAUGAUUGGCUUCAAGAUAAAAUAAAUAACCCCACAAAAUAUGGUUUUGAGGAUGGGGUUAAUGCAUGUUGUGGAAGUGGACCAUAUGGAGGUAUCUACACAUGUGGGGGCACAAAGACAAUUAAAGAAUACAACUUAUGUGACAAUGUUGAUGAGUUUGUUUGGUGGGAUUCAUUCCACCCAACAGAGAAGAUUCAUGAGCAAUUUGCAAAGGCUUUAUGGAAUGGAUCACUUUCCAUAGUUGGACCAUACAAUUUAGAAAGGCUAUUCAACAAUGACAUCAAACUCAUGACUAUAGCUGAUGUAGUUGAUGUCCCAGAAAUUGAGCAUGGAUUCUGAGUUUAAGUUUGUAAAAAGAUAAUAACAAUAGCAAAAUGCCAAUAACACUAGAUAUUUGUGUCAUAA
Molecule: messenger RNA, 1273 nt
Organism: Medicago truncatula (barrel medic)
Lineage: Eukaryota; Viridiplantae; Streptophyta; Magnoliopsida; Fabales; Fabaceae
Product: GDSL esterase/lipase 5
Exons: 5
Coding region: 14-1207 (397 amino acids)
Molecular function (GO): lipase activity
Source: RefSeq, a predicted model, not a curated record